This is a messenger RNA of Periophthalmus magnuspinnatus, 2982 nucleotides long. RefSeq lists its product as uncharacterized. The transcript is spliced from 21 exons. Gene Ontology annotation, cellular component: extracellular region. Gene Ontology annotation, molecular function: chitinase activity; chitin binding. Lineage: Eukaryota; Metazoa; Chordata; Actinopteri; Gobiiformes; Gobiidae. The coding region runs from base 67 to 2922 and encodes 951 amino acids. The record is from RefSeq and is a predicted model, not a curated record. Gene Ontology annotation, biological process: chitin catabolic process; carbohydrate metabolic process.
GUCCCUGCCACACACACCUGGACACGUCCCUGCCACACACACCUGCCAAUCUUAGAAGGACACAACAUGGCGAGGCUAAUCACUGGACUGAUUCUGCUGAUCUGCCUUCAGUUUGCCUCUUGUUCCAAACUUGUGUGUUACUUCACCAACUGGUCCCAGUACAGACCUGGAGAGGGCAAAUUCACCCCUCAAAAUGUGGACCCAGAUCUGUGUACACAUUUGAUCUACGCCUUCUCCAUCAUCAGCCCGUCCAACGAGCUCUCCACCUACGAGUGGAACGACGAGGUUCUGUACCUGCAGUUCAACGCCCUCAAAAACAGAAACCCCCAGUUGAAAACUCUGUUGGCUGUUGGUGGUUGGAAUUUUGGGACAACACAGUUUACGAUCAUGGUCUCAUCCCCGGCCAACAGGAAGAGGUUUAUCCAGUCUGCCAUCAGGUUUUUGAGAACGCAUGGGUUUGAUGGACUGGACCUGGACUGGGAGUACCCAGGGUCACGGGACAGUCCUCCUGAAGACAAGCAAAGAUUCACCACACUCUGCCAGGAACUGCUUGCUGCCUUUGAAAAGGAAGCCACUGAGACAGGGCGCCCUAGACUGCUCCUCACAGCUGCAGUGCCUGCGGCCAAAGAAAAAAUUGAUGCUGGAUAUGAAGUUGCCCAAGUGGCAAAGCUGUGUGACUUCUUGAACAUAAUGACCUAUGACCUGCACGGCGCCUGGGACCCGUUCACAGGACACAACAGCCCUCUCUUCAGCAGCUCUUUUGAUGAAGGCAAUAACGUCUACUACAACGUGCAUUUUGCCAUGGGAUACUGGAGGGACCGAGGUGCCCCUGCAGAGAAGCUCCUGGUCGGGAUGGCCACCUACGGGCGCACGUUCCGCACGCUGACGUCGGCUCACAGUGUGGGGGCGCCGGCGAGUGGACCGGCGUCUGCAGGCACCUACACCAGAGAGCCGGGAUUCUGGUCCUAUUAUGAGAUCUGCCUUUUUCUCAGAGGGGGGAGUCUUCAGUGGAUCGAUGAACAGAAAGUGCCUUAUGCAAUUCAAGGCAACGAGUGGGUUGGAUUUGACAACAGGCAGAGUUUGGAAAUCAAGGUAGAUUACUUGAAGAGGAACCAUUUUGGAGGAGCAUUUGUUUGGGCUUUGGAUCUUGAUGACUUCUCUGGAGGGUUUUGUGGUCAAGGAGCCUAUCCGCUCAUAAACCACGUGCGCUCACUUCUGAGAACAGAUGUCACCAAUCCAACUCCUCAGCCUACCCUCUCCCCUACUCACCCUGAUGAGACCACUACUCCCGACCCCACUCCUGAGUCCACUCCCGACCCCACUCCUGAGUCCACUCCUGAGUCCACUCCUGAGUCCACUCCUGAGUCCACUCCUGAGUCCACUCCUGUUGCCACCAUGACAACAACGGCUCCUGGAUCCGGGACAGAUUUCUGCGCUGCAAAGGAAAAUGGACUGUAUGCAAACAAACAUACUUUCUAUCAGUGUUCAAACGGGCUGACGUAUCUGCACAGAUGCCCUGCCAGUCUGGUUUUCAGUGACAGGUGCAAAUGUUGUGACUUCUGUUUUCUCCAAGUCUUGGCCACUAGACUGGUGUGUUAUUACACAAACUGGUCCCAGUACAGGCCUGAGACUGGCAGGUUUGUACCAGCCAAUGUAGAUCCAAACCUAUGUACCCACUUGAUCUACGCCUUUGCUGCCAUCAAUGAAGGAAAUGCACUGGUGACUGUGGAGUGGAAUGACCUUGAUAUGUACAAAUUAUUCAGUGGACUAAAGCAGAGGAAUCCAAAUCUUAAGACGUUAUUGGCAGUCGGAGGUUGGAAUUUUGGAUCACCAAGAUUCACGGCCAUGGUCUCAACUGAAGCCUCUAGAAAUACCUUUAUCCAGUCCUCCAUGGGGUUUUUAAAGGAAAAUGGCUUUGACGGCCUAGAUUUGGACUGGGAAUAUCCUGGAUCAAGAGGGAGUCCUCCAGAAGACAAGCAGAGGUUCACCCUGCUGUGUAAGGAACUCCGUGAGGCCUUUGAAGCUGAAGCAGUAGCCACAGGCCAGCCCCGGUUGCUGCUGUCCGCUGCUGUGGCCGCUGCAAAAGCCACUAUUGAUGCUGGUUAUGAAAUAGCAGAAAUCGCAAAAUAUCUGGACUUUAUAAAUGUGAUGACCUAUGAUUUUCAUGGCACCUGGGAGACCGUGACUGGACAUCACAGCCCUUUGUACAAAGGCUCCCAAGACACUGGAGAUAAUGUCUACUUCAAUACAGACUUUGCUAUGACGUAUUGGCGGGACCAGGGCACUCCUGUUGAGAAGCUGAAUAUGGGCUUUGCCACGUAUGGACGAGCUUUUCAUUUGACGUCUCAGUCCAGCCAAGUGGGAGCUCCAGCCAAUGGUCCUGCAAGAGCUGGCAAAUACACAAGAGAGGCUGGAUUUUGGUCAUAUUAUGAGAUCUGCCCUUUUCUACAAGGAGCCACAGUUCAAAUAAUUCAGGACCAGAAAGUUCCUUAUGCCACUAAACAAAAUGAGUGGGUUGGAUAUGAUAAUAAAAACAGUUUUCAGACUAAAGUUCAGUAUCUAAAAGAAAAGGCAUUCGGUGGGGCCUUUGUGUGGACUUUAGAUUUGGAUGAUUUCUCUGGUCAGUUCUGUGGACAGGGAGCCUAUGCUCUCAUCAGCAUCCUUCGCUCUCUCUUAAUAUCAGGAACAACAAACCCCGCUCCAACUCUGCCCUCUGCCAGGCCUCCAGUCAGACCUACCUUUGCUCCACCCACUGGCAGAGAGGACAAUUUCUGUGCCAACAAAAACAAUGGGCUGUACUCUAAACCUGAUGCUCCGGAAGCAUUCUACAACUGUGCUCAUGGAAGAACACACAUCCAACACUGUCCAGCUACUUUAGUGUUUAAGGACAUCUGCAAGUGCUGUGAUCAUCGGCCCUUAUAACGGCAAACCUAUGACUAAAUACUUCUAAAAGUAUUAAGUAAUAAAAUAAUAAAACCAUGU